Messenger RNA from Mesorhabditis spiculigera, 387 nucleotides. The record is from the annotation of a GenBank genome assembly. Lineage: Eukaryota; Metazoa; Nematoda; Chromadorea; Rhabditida; Rhabditidae.
AUGCUAAAAACUUUACUACGACCCCGCAUAACCUCGAACACUGCCCGUGGACUUGCCUCGCUCAGAGAAAAAGUUGGAAAAAUCGACCCGCUGGACCGAUUCCCCGUGAUGAACAUCCGGCUGCAGGGCCACGACUUUGUGCCCCUCGAAAAGUACCAGGCCUACGUGCACAAGAUUGCGAAAAAGUUCCAGUUUCCGGUGGUGGAUAGUUAUGCCGUCGCCGCGCAAACGAGCCGCGCCACCACCUUCAAGCCGCAGUCGACGAUUGUCGAUGAGUCGAUCGGCCUGUCGCAGUACGAGAGAGUGGUUCGAGUAGGCCCGAUCCCGGCGCCACGCCUCCAGCUCUUCCUCCAGAUGAUCCGCGCUCACAAUCCGAUCGGGGUUACG